Molecule: messenger RNA, 618 nt
Organism: Prunus armeniaca (apricot)
Lineage: Eukaryota; Viridiplantae; Streptophyta; Magnoliopsida; Rosales; Rosaceae
Source: the annotation of a GenBank genome assembly
AUGAAAGAGGGGUUGCUUGAGAAUUCUAGGUUCGUAUUUGAUCAAGAGACCCUCCUCACCGUUUCUAAAACCUGCCUCUUCUUCCCCGGCGAUGGCUUCACUGUCUACGACUGCAAGGGCCAACUCGUCUUCCGGGUCGACUCGUACGGCCCCGACCCGCGCGACAGAAGCGAAGUCGUCCUCAUGGACGCCCACGGCCGCUGCCUCCUCACUGUACGCCGCAAGAGGCCGAGUCUGCAUCAACGGUGGGAAGGGUUUGAGGGGGAGAGAACGGACGGCCAGAAGCCCAUCUUCAGCGUGCGAAGGUCGUCCAUAAUCGGACGGUCCAGCAUGACCGUGGAGGUGUACGGAGACCCAGGCGAGGAGUACCAGAUCGAGGGCUCAUUUGCGCAGAGAUGCUGCACGAUCUUCAAUGCGGAGAAGGAGUCAGUGGCUGAGAUUCGACGCAAAGUGGAUGCUUCCACCCACGUGGUGCUUGGGAAGGACGUUUUCUCUCUCUGCAUCAAGUCCGGGUUUGAUGGGGCCUUUGCUAUGGGAUUGGUGCUCGUCCUUGAUCAGAUCAACGGUGAUGAUUAUGGGGAUGAUGGUAUUGAGAUGGACCCUACCGCAGAGGGUUAG